Molecule: messenger RNA, 3575 nt
Organism: Platichthys flesus (European flounder)
Lineage: Eukaryota; Metazoa; Chordata; Actinopteri; Pleuronectiformes; Pleuronectidae
Product: 5-hydroxytryptamine receptor 3A-like
Exons: 19
Coding region: 1-2766 (921 amino acids)
Biological process (GO): monoatomic ion transmembrane transport; signal transduction; chemical synaptic transmission
Cellular component (GO): neuron projection; membrane; synapse
Molecular function (GO): neurotransmitter receptor activity; transmembrane signaling receptor activity; extracellular ligand-gated monoatomic ion channel activity
Source: RefSeq, a predicted model, not a curated record
AUGACAUCCAAGGGCGUGACACUGAAGGGGCUUUUUCCAUUUGUCACAUCCACUCUGGUUGUGUUUGUUAUCCUAAUCCCAGCUCCGUGCAGUGCCAUCAGGGUGAACUGCUCUCAGGCAGAUCAGCCGGUCCUGCUGGAGGCGCUGACUCCAAUCUUAAACCUGAGUGCCAUACGACCCGUCAUGAACAUGACGACCAACACCAACGUCAAAAUCUCCUUCACCCUGUAUGGAAUACUAGGAGUGGAUGAAAAGGCUCAACUCUUGACCACGUACCUGUGGCUCCACUAUUGGUGGAUAAACGAGCUGGUCAGUUGGGAUCCAGUCGAGUGUGGCACCAACAAGAUCGUUCUGCCCAGGGACAAAUUCUGGAUUCCAGAUAUUGUCAUCAAUGAAUUCAUGGAUGAAAACACAGCCCCUACUGUCCCGUAUCUGAACCUCUACAGCAAUGGUUGGACGCAUGAUGCUUAUCCGGCCAAAGUUGUCAGCUCCUGUAACCUCGAUAUCUACAACUUCCCCUUCGACAUACAGAACUGCACUUUGACAUUUAACUCCUACAUCCAUAUUGCGUCAGACAUUACUGUUUUCCUGAACAAAUCUAUGGAUCAGAUCACCGAGGACUCCAAGAAUGUCAUGACCACACUGGGGGAAUGGGAGCUGCUGGAAAUCACCUCCACCAAACAUACCCUAGACUUUACUAAUGGUGUACCUAUUGACGAGCUGGCAUUUCAUAUCAGAGUGAGGCGUCGGGCCACCAUGUACGUGGUGAACCUGCUGAUCCCCAGCUGCUUCCUCAUCACGGUGGACCUCUUCAGCUUCCUGCUGCCUCCUCAGACUGUGGACCGCUCCGCCUUCAAGAUGACCCUCAUCCUGGGCUACACCGUCUUCCUGCUCAUCAUGAACGACCUGCUGCCCACCACAGGAAACACCAUACCUCUCAUAAACGUCUUCUUCUCUCUCUGCCUGGCUCUGAUGGUGGCCAGUCUGCUGGAGACUAUCUUCAUCGCCAACCUACUGUGCGGCUCCGCAAACUUCUCUCCAGUCCCUCACUGGAUCCGAGUGCUCUUCCUGCAAAUGCUGGGCUGUCUUGUUCCCCUGCCACAGAAGGUUAAAGAUUCAGACGUAAAGCGAAGUGCUGUGGUGGCAAAGAGGGAGGAGCCUCGAGUCGAGAGGGGCCCACUGGUGGAGGACAAGGCCGUGCAGGAGCUGAGGAGCCUGGGUAGGGACCUCCAGGCUCUCCGGAUCCAGGUGGAUCAGCAGCUUGGUGGAACAUCGAGCUCCGAGGAGUGGAUCCAGGUGGGUUUUGCCAUAGACCGCCUGCUGUUUGGCUUCUACAUCCUCUUCAUAUCAGUCAGCUUCAUUACCAUCAUUAUUAUCUGGGUGAACUCAUACAAGCACACAAAGAUGCCAACCGAGUGCAGUUCCCUUAUGAUGAACUGCUCUCAACCGGACGCACCCUCCCUGCUGCAGGCUCUCAAACCAGUUUUCAAACUGAGAGCCAUUCGACCCGUCAGGAAUAUAACAACCAUCACCGAUGUCAACAUUUCCUUCAUCCUGUAUGGCAUUUUAGGGGUGGAUGAAAAGGCCCAAAUCUUGACAACUUUAAUCUGGCAAACUGUAAGUUGGACAAACGAGUUCAUCUUGUGGGACCCAGAACAGUGUGGUACUUCAUCGAUCACAGUCCCAAGACAACUACUGUGGGUACCAGAUGUGGUCAUUAAUGAAUUUAUGGAGAAAAACUCAGCUCCAUUCACUCCAUACACCUAUGUGUAUUAUGACGGCUCUAUUAUGGAUCAACUACCUGUCAGAGUGGUCAGCUCCUGCAGACUGAACAUCUACAUGUUCCCGUUCGACGUCCAGAACUGCAGCUUAAGCUUCAACUCCUACGUGUACCUCAAGUCUUCUAUACAGAUUGGCCUCCCAGGGCCUGCAGGGGAAAUAUUUGAAAUGUCGAAAGAAUUUAUGACGACUAUGGGCGAGUGGGAACUGAUUGGAAUCACAGUGGAGAAAUUUGUUUUUGAUGCUGACCAUGAUGACUUUUAUGAGGAGCUUCGUUUCUAUGUGUCCCUGAGGCGUCGGGCCACCCUGUACGUGGUGAACCUGCUGAUCCCCAGCUGCUUCCUCAUCACGGUGGACCUCUUCAGCUUCCUGCUGCCUCCUCAGGCUGUGGACCGCUCCUCCUUCAAGAUGACCCUCAUCCUGGGCUACACCGUCUUCCUGCUCAUCAUGAACGACCUGCUGCCCGUCACAGGAAACACCAUACCUCUCAUGAAUGUGUUCCUGUCUCUGUGCCUGGGUCUGAUGGUGGCCAGUCUGCUGGAGACUAUCCUGAUCACCAACCUGCUGUGCGGCUCCACUCAUUACUCUGCAGUCCCUCACUGGAUCAGAGUCCUUGUUCUCCAUAUCCUGGGCCGACUGGUGCGACUUCCUCCAAAGUCCCGAGAUCUACAAGACGUCACAGUGAUCCAAAACCCUUCAGCACAUGAAAUGAAGGUUUCCUCUGUGGGGGAAAAGGACAGCGAGGCUCCAGAGCAGAAAGGACCUCUGAAUAAGGACCAGGCCCUGGACGAGCUGAGGAGCCUGGGUAAGGAGCUCCAGGGUCUCCGCCUCCAGGUGGAGCAGCAUCUGGGUGGGAGCCAGAGUUCAGAGGAUUGGAUCCAGGUGGGUUUCAUCAUAGACCGCCUGCUGUUCGGCCUGUACGUCCUCUUCAUAUCAGUCAGCUUCAUCACCAUCAUCAUCAUGUGGGCGCGGACGUACGACCCCUGAUUUAGAUGCAGGGUCACAUUAUUUACCCUGUUAAUUGUUUUCAAGGUAGAUAGAGGAAAAUGUAAAGACCAGUUAAACAAUUCUAUUUGAAAUAAUUGAAUGUGACAUGACACCUCACUUGAUCUGUCCUCCCUUCAUUAUUCAUUUUAAUAAUUUAUUUACUUUUUAUUCUUUAAAUGAUCUCUUUCUUCAGAAACAAAUAUCUGAGAGCGCUUGUUAAUCCCCUCAUUUGUUUUUUCUGCACUGUCAGUGAAGCAACACCAGUUCUCUUUGCUUUUCUUUUCCCAUCAGUAGGUCCGUAAGACUGAGACGUUUGUGAAAUCCAUCUUGAUCUGUAACGUGUCAUUUCAGGUUUCUAUCAUUCUUGUUCUCUUGUCCCACUCGUUCUCUUCCAGCUGAUGAACCAUGUUUGUAUAAUUUCAGGUUCCAUUUAUUCUUUUCUCUUUUGUUUGUAAAGUUGUUGCUACUUCCACACACUCUCUGAUAAAGAAAUUAUAAUAUAAGCCACUUUCAGACAGGCAUUGAACCCUGGACAAGUCCGGAGAAGUGAGCGGGUAUGUUGAUGAUUUUCAUCACAAGAUGGUUGUAAAAUACAAAAGAACACAAAUAUCUCAGGUUAAAAAAGAGGAGCCAUACAUCUUCAUAUGUGAAAGAUAAACUUCGCACCGAAUUUUCCGGCCAUUGUCCAAAGUUCAUGUCUGAAAAAGCAACGAAGGCUUCAUUGAUCGAUGAUUUCAAUAUUCAUGAAGCGUAUAGACACACCAGAAGAUAUAAAUUGUUUAAGUUCUUCCCCUUUAUUCAUUGUUAUU